UGUCUGCAAACCAGUCCAUCCUGUUUAAUCAAAUUCCGUUAAUUUCGCGUGAGUCUGCGGAUAGCAUAUGUCUCAGAGGCCUACCGUCCCCCACUCUUCCUCCAUCGCCUUCAGCCUCCAUUCCCAUCUCCUCGUCUCCAGUGAGAUGAACCCUAAUUCCAACUGGCCCUCUUAAUCAUCAUUAAACUUUCUAAUUAUUCCUUUUAACUGGAUUUUGGGAACGACAAACAAAAACCACCCCUUUGUUCUUAUUUUCCGUUUCUUCCCCGAGAAAAUUCGACAUGGGUGUCAAAGGUUUUGUUGAAGGAGGCAUCGCUUCCAUCAUCGCCGGCUGCUUCACCCACCCUCUUGACCUCGUCAAGGUCCGAAUGCAGCUCCAGGGCGAAACCCACGUCUCGAACCCGGCUAAGCAGACAGUGCGCCCGGCUUUUGCUUCCGUCCACACAGCCGCCAGACGCGGCUCCAUCCCCCUCGCCCCACCACAGCCUCCUGCGGUCCGUGCCGGUCCAAUCACUGUUGCGGUUCGCAUAAUUCAGCAAGAAGGCGUCUCCGCCAUGUUCUCUGGCGUCUCCGCCACCAUGCUCCGGCAGACUCUCUACUCCACAACCCGAAUGGGCCUCUACGACAUUCUCAAGCAAAAAUGGACCGACCCGACAACCCGCAACAUGCCACUCCCCCGCAAAAUCACAGCAGGAUUGAUCGCCGGAGCGGUCGGCGCCGCAGUCGGAAACCCUGCCGACGUGGCCAUGGUCCGAAUGCAAGCAGACGGGCGUCUCCCGGCUGCUCAGCAGCGUAACUACAAGAGCGUGGUGGACGCCAUCGGCCGCAUGGCCAAGCAAGAAGGGGUGACGAGCCUUUGGCGAGGGUCGUCGCUGACGAUCAACCGCGCGAUGCUGGUGACAGCGUCGCAGCUGGCAUCGUACGAUCAGAUUAAGGAGACGAUCGUGGACAAAGGGAUUAUGCGCGACGGGCUCGGGACCCACGUAACGGCGAGCUUCGCAGCGGGGUUCGUGGCGGCGGUGGCGUCAAACCCGGUCGACGUGAUCAAGACUAGGGUGAUGAAUAUGAAGGUGGAGGCCGGGGCUGAGCCGCCGUACUCGGGGGCGUUGGAUUGCGCCCUCAAAACGGUGCGUUCGGAGGGCCCCAUGGCGCUUUAUAAAGGCUUUGUGCCUACGAUUUCGCGGCAAGGGCCUUUUACCGUUGUGCUGUUUGUGACGCUGGAGCAGGUACGCAAGCUGCUCAAGGAUUUCUGAACGUACGGUUCAGAAAGUGGACGGUGGUGAUUGCAUUCGAUAUGAUGACGAAAAAAAGUACUUUCUAGGGGAAGAAAUCCCCUCCGAAUCUCUUACACCAAAGCUCACCAAUUAAUCCGGAUCCCUGAACUUUGAUCAAACGGCUAUAAACAGGAAACUUCUUUAAAAGUUAUAAUAAUUUAAGUCGUUGGAUCAAAUUUCAAAGAUCUAGAUUAAUUGAUUCGUGAGCUUUGGUGGGAGAGAUCCGGAGGGGAUCUCUUCUCACUUUCUAGAAUAUGGGCAUGUGUCUUUUUUUUUUUAUAAUUAUUAUUGUUUAAAUUCCUUUAGAUUGGGAAGGAAUUAACUUAAUUAAGAGGUCAUUAGCAAAAACACAAAAACAAAAGUAAUAUAUUAAGAUGCAAUAUUGAUUCUAAGCAAUGUGCCAUAUAAUAAACCUAGGUACUUGUGUAUUUGAUUGUAUUUCAAUCCUCUUUAUGUUUAUCGGAUUGUUAAAUUUACGAUAUAGAGUGAUGGGUUGAUUCUA
Molecule: messenger RNA, 1776 nt
Organism: Pyrus x bretschneideri (Chinese white pear)
Lineage: Eukaryota; Viridiplantae; Streptophyta; Magnoliopsida; Rosales; Rosaceae
Product: mitochondrial uncoupling protein 5-like
Exons: 1
Coding region: 282-1253 (323 amino acids)
Biological process (GO): malate transmembrane transport; oxaloacetate transport; thiosulfate transport
Cellular component (GO): mitochondrial membrane
Molecular function (GO): succinate transmembrane transporter activity; thiosulfate transmembrane transporter activity; malate transmembrane transporter activity
Source: RefSeq, a predicted model, not a curated record